AUGGGCGAUGCUCCUGUGUCGAACCGGUCUACUGACCUGCCGGCCGGCGUCAUGGAUUUCAAAACUUUCGACAUCUCGGGUCUUGCCUCUGAACAGCACACGACUCCAACGGGCAUGAGAGAAGACGUCGUGCUCUUGUCGUGGCUCAUUGUCCUUCUGCGAACUCGGGAAGAUAGCCGAGUCUCGUUUGACUGGACCUACCAAUCUGCUUCUGAGCAAAAGGCCGAGAAAAGAUGUUUAUCCAUGGACAAUGUGAUGACAGGAUUGCAAGACCGCGUUGGGAAAGUCGCCGCCGCAAUCUUUGAUGACGUCGAGACCGUCGCACCGAGCCAUCAUGUCCCCGCGACGUCCAGUCCUGCCUCGCUCCUACUGAGCACCGGCUCCUUGUCCCAGACGUCUGAAGAACCCAAAGAUGAAGGUGUGCUUCACCUCGAAGUGGUCUUGGGCGAUGGCCUGCUCGGCGUCCGUCCAGUGUGGCACACGGAAAACAUGCUGCAAUUCACAGUGGAACGACACGUUGACGUGCUGGUUGAGACGAUGAGACUGUGCAUCUCAAAUCCCGAUGCCUCGAUUGAGGACUGCCUUCGGCCGACCGCACGGGACCUGGACGACAUUUGGGGGUGGAACCACGAGCUACCUCCCACCUACGAUUUUUGCAUGCACGACAUGAUAGCCGAACGAGCACAGGCAGUGCCAGACAAAGUGGCAAUCUCGUCCUGGGACGGCAGCUUGACAUACGCCCAAAUCGACCGGUACUCGACACGGACAGCGUGCUCCCUCAAAGAGGCGGGCGUGCAGCUGCACGACGUCGUACCGGCGUGCUUUGAGAAAUCCAGAUGGACCAUCGUCGCCGUGCUCGCCAUCAUGAAAGCAGGAGCAACCUUCGCCCUCAUGGACCCCACGCUCCCACUCGCCCGCCUGCAGAACAUGGCGAUCCAAGUGGGCGCCAAGACGAUGCUGUCGUCUCGCAUGCAGCACGAGCUGUCGACCUCGAUCCUGCCGAGCGGGACGCACAUCGUCGUCGAGGAGGACAGCUUCGCCCGCCUGUCGCCCUCCGACGCCCCCCCAACGCUGGACCCCGUCCCAGCAUCAGCCCUCAUGUACAUCAUCUUCACGUCCGGCAGCACCGGCACGCCGAAGGGCGUCACCAUCUCCCACCGCACGUACACGAGCAGCGCCAUCCCGCGGGCCAAGGCGGUCGGCUACGCGGCGGACUGGCGCGUGCUCGACUUCGCGUCGUACGCGUUCGACGUCAGCAUCGACAGCAUGCUGCUGACGACGGGCAACGGCGGCUGCCUCUGCAUCCCGUCGGACGAGGACCGGCUCAACGACAUCAACGGCGCGAUGCGGGCCAUGCGGGUCAACUACGCGGGCAUCACGCCCUCGGUGGCGCGCAUCCUCGAGCCCGACGUCAUCGCCUCGCUGCACGGCCUGGGGCUCGGCGGAGAGGCGGCGUCGGCGCGGGACGUCGCGCUGUGGGGCCGCGAGACCAGAAUCAUCAUCGGCUACGGGCCGUGCGAAUGCACCAUCGGGUGCACCGUCAACGCCGACACGGCGACGGGCAGGGACUACAUCUCCAUCGGCACCGGCAACGGGGCCGCCAUCUGGAUCGCCGACCCCAACGACCACGAGGCGCUUGUGCCGGUGGGUGCCGUCGGCGAGUUGCUCGUCGAGGGCCCGAUUGUGGGACAGGGGUACUUGAACGACGCCGAGAAGACGGCAGCCGCCUUCAUCGAAGACCCGAGCUGGCUCGUUGCCGGGCACGAGGGCUACGCUGGCCGUGGUGGCCGUCUGUACAAGACUGGAGACCUUGGUCGGUACGAUCCCGACGGUUCUGGCGGCAUCGUGUUUGCCGGCCGCAAAGACACGCAGGUCAAGCUGCGCGGGCAGCGGGUCGAGCUCGGCGAGAUCGAGAGCCAGCUGCGAGCCAGGCUGCCUUCGGACACCAACGUCAUUGCAGAGGUGAUUGUUCCUCAGGGGACGGGUGGUCAACCCACGCUGGUGGCGUUCGUGGCAUCCCAGGGCUACGCUGAUGGUGAGCUCAGCUCGACGACACUCGCGGGGGAGAUGCGCGAGCUGCUGUCCAAGGCCGACGCGGAGCUGGCCACGGUGGUGCCGCGCUACAUGGUGCCCAACGCGUACAUUCCCGUCAGCCACAUCCCGGUGUUGAUUUCGGGCAAGACGGACCGCAAGCGCCUCAGGGCGUUCGGCCAGACGGUCGACCUGCGGCAGCUGGAUCACGGCGGCGCGACGAGCAGCAGCACCAGCCGGGAGCUGAAUGACGUCGAGAAGCGGCUCCAGCAGGCGUGGGGCCAGGUCUUGAGCGUCGACGCAGACGGCAUCCGGCCCGACGACAACCUCUUCGCCCUGGGCGGCGACUCGCUGGCGGCCAUGAGACUGGUGUCGGUGUGCAGAGACGCGGGCCUCGACCUCUCCGUCAUCGCCAUCUUCGCGAACCCCACGCUCGCGGCCAUGGCCCAAGUCGCCCGCGUCGUCAACGCGCAGGCCCGCACGGAGCUGGCCCCCUUCUCCAUGAUCUCGCAAGACGUCGAGAGCGCCCGUCUCGAAGCGGCGGCGGCGUGCGGCACGGAUGCCGCCGCCGUCGAAGACAUCUACCCGUCCACCCCCACGCAGCAGUCCCUCUUCACCUUCGCCAUCAAGUCGACCAAAGCGUACGUCGCCCAACGCGUCGCCCGCAUCCCGGGCCACAUCCCGCUCGACGCGUGGAAAAAAGCCUGGGAGGACGUCGUCGCGGCAAACCCCAUCCUGCGCACCCGUCUGGCCCAGCUCCAGGACCCCGGCUUCCAGCAGGUCGUGCUCAAGGAGAACAUCGCCUGGCGACACGCAACACAUCUCGCUUCCUAUCUCGAGUCCGACCGCCAGGACGCGAUGCAGCUGGGCCAACCCCUCGCCCGCUACGCCAUCGUCACACCCGACGACGACGACGACGACGACAACAACAACAACAACAACACUUCCCGCUACAUGGUCUGGACCAUCCACCACGUCCUCUACGACGGCUGGUCCGAGCCGCUCAUCCUCAACCAAGUCCGCAACGCCCUCCAGCAGCCCAACCAGGCCGCCGCCGCCACCACCACCACCACCCCAGCACAAAUGCGCGACUUCGUCAACUGGAUCCGCCACCAAAACGACACCGCCACGCAAGACUUCUGGCGACGCCAACUCCACGACGCCGUCGGGCCGCAAUUCCCGCGCCUCCCCUCGCGCGACUACCAGCCCACGCCGACGGCGACAGUCUCGCUGGCGAUGACAACGACGUCGUCGAGCAACAGCGGCUCCGCGUCCGCGUCCGCGUCCAGCCGAACCUUCACGACAGCGACGCUCCUCCGCGGCGCGUGGGCGCUCGUCGCGGCGCAGCACGCCGCGACCGACGACGUCGUCUUCGGCGAGACGCUGACGGGGCGCGACGUCGAAGGGUUGGCGGGGGUGGAGGGCGUGGUCGGGCCGCUGAUCGCGACGGUGCCGGUGCGGAUACGGGUCGGCGUGGGCGCGACGACGACAUCGACUGUUGAGAGCUAUCUGCGGGCGGUGCGGCGCGGGGUGCUGGAGCGCACGCCGCAUCAGCAUGUGGGGUUUCAGAAUAUUAGGCGCGUGUCGCCGGAUGCGCAGCGCGCGUGCGAGACGGGGACGGGGUUGGUGUUUCAGCCGGAGGGGGAGGGGGAUGGUGGUUGUGUUGGUGAGUUGGGGUUCGAGGUGGGGGAUGUGGUGCAGGAGGCGCUGCAUUUCAAUGCGUAUCCGGUGAUGCUGGCGUUUGGGAUUCGGAAGGGUGGUGGCGUCAGGGUUUGCGCGAGCUUCGACGAGGGCCUUGUGUCGGUGGCGCAGAUGCGUCGGGUGCUGGCGCAGUUGGACGUGGCGUAUGCGAGGCUGAUGGCGGCGCCGCUCGACGCGCCGCUCGGGGACGUGGCGGCGGGGUUGCUGCCCGGCGACGAGCUGGAUGCCGUUUGGCGCUGGAAUGGGACGCCGCCCAUGGGUGUCGACGAGUCGUUGCGGUGUCUCAGGGCGGAUGGGGCCAGCGUCAGGCCGGGCGAGGUGUAUCCCCGUGCUGUCGUGCCGUGGGUGUGUGACCUGCGCAGCCCGGCGAAGGCGUUGGCGCCGAUUGGGUGUGUUGGAGAGCUGUGGCUCGAGGGCGCCGUCCUGCCUGGGGAGACUGUCGAGAAUCCGGCCUGGCUCGUUGCGGGCAGCCCGGGCUGCGCCGGCCGCGAGGGGAGGGUUCAGCCGACGGGCGACCUUGUGCGGCUGCUGGAGGACGGCAGCAUCGUGUUUGUGCGUCGGAAGGACAAGGUGUUGAGGAUUCAGGGCCAUGCGGUCGAUGUUGCCGACUUCGAUGCGCCGUUCAAGGCAUGUCUACCGCAGACGGUGAGGGCCGCCGUGGCUGUGUCACAGCAGGAGUCGGGUGACGAUGAUGAGCGGGUGCUGGUUGUUCUUGUAGAGCACCCGGAUUCCGAGGAGAGCGGUGUUGAGCUCAGGCCGACGACCCACGACGUCACUUGCGAGGGCGAGGGCCUGCAAGUCUGCUCCAGCGCUCCCGCUACCCUUGUUGUGGCCCUGAAGAAGCUCGACAAGUUCAUCCAGGACUCGCUCGCGUCGUACAUGGUCCCCUUCGCCUACGUCGUGGUCGACAAACUCCCCACCGAGAUCAACCACAAAGCCUUGAAUCAGCUCGCUUCGGCGGUCCCCAGAGACGUCCUCACUCAGCUCCGCCAGGGGCUCCAGGAGGCGUGGACUAAAUCUGCGCCGCAGUCAACCUUGUCGCCGGCAGAGGAUGUGCUGCGGUCAUCCUGGGCCGAACUCCUCGGCAUCGCUCCCGAUCAGAUCGAAGUGGACGACAACUUCUUCCGCCUCGGCGGCGACUCCGUCUCGGCCAUGAAGCUGGCGUCGAGCCUUCGUGCCCAGGGCCACAGCCUGUCCGUCGCCGACAUCUUCUUGCACAUGCGUCUCGGCGACGCUGCCAAGGUGAUGAAGAUGAACCACGCGUUAUCAUCGUCGACGACGGCAAAGUCACAACCCCCGUACAAGCCGUUCUCUGUGCUGGGUAAGGUCGACGUGGAUGCAUUCUUGUCCGAUGUCGUCCGCCCACAGCUUGCCGAUUCACGCUGGUCUGUCCAGGAUGUGUACCCGGUCACCGAUUCGCAGGCACUUGACGUCAAAGCCACCAUCCAGGCGCCGCGUACGUCGGUGCAGUAUACUCUGCUUUACCUCGACAGCAGUGUGGACUCGGAGCAGCUGUCUCGCGCCUGCACGCAGCUCGUCAAGACCCACGACAUCCUGCGCACCGUCUUCGUACGGGAUGCCGAAUCCAACCGAUUCCUCCAGGUCGUCUUGCACAACCUCGAUGCUCCCAUCGCCACGCAACAUCAGGCCGACGGCGUCAAUCUCGAACAACACGUCACCGACCUCUGCAAAGCCGACAUCGAAUCCGCCUCCAUCUCCCUCGGCUCCCCCUUCCUCAAGCUCUUCCACGUCCACGGAUCCGGAGAAGACGACAACGGCCGCAGCUGCCUCAUCAUCCGCCUCUCCCACGCCCAAUACGACGGCGUCUCCCUACCGCGCCUGCUCGAAGACCUCGACACCCUCUGCAAGGGCGCCGCCGCCGGCCCCCUCCCCCCCUUCGAACCCUACUCCACCUACAUCGCCCGCGUCGUCCACAACGACCGCUCCCCCCACCACCGCGCCGCCCUCCACCACUGGCGCCGCCUCCUCGCCGACUCCACCCCCACCCCCUUCCCCGAGGGCCGCUCCACCACCACCACCCCUCACCCCACCGACCGCGCCCUCUUCCUCUCCGCCCCCAUCGCGCACUCCCCCACCACCACCACCAACUCCGAAACAACAACCGCGUCGCUCCUCACCGCGGCGUGGGCGCUCGUCCUCGCCCGCCGCUCGCAGUGCACCGACGUCGUCUUCGGCGCCAUCACGUCGGGCCGCGCCGUCGACGUCGGCGAUGACGCUGGCGCUGACGCUGAUGCGAUGCUGCCAACGAACGUCGCGGACGUGGUCGGGCCGUGCUACCAGUUCACGCCGGUGCGGGUGCGGUUCGCGGCGGGGUGGACGGCGCGGGAGCUGCUGGGGUCCGUGCAGCGGCAGGCGGCGGGGGCGGCGGGGCGGGAUUUCGUGGGGGUGGGGAGGAUCGCGCGGGAGUGUGGGUGGAGUGGGACUGGUGGGGAGGAUUGCGGUAAGGAGUUGGGACCGGGGCUGUUUGGGUCGGUGGUGCAUUGUCAGGAUGCGGCGGAGGAUUUCGACGAGAUGCCGUUUGCGGGCGGGAGGUGUCGGGUCGGCGUCGAGAAGCCGCAUGGGGAUGCGGCGUGGCCGUUCAAGGCGGUGUCGUUUGUGAAGGGUGGGGUGGUGCAUGUUGGGGUUGUGGGGAGCGAGAGGGAUGGGGCGUUUGUGGAGGAGAUGCUGGGGGAGUUGGUGGGGGCGGUGGGGGAGUUGGCGGCGCCGCCGGUUGAGGGGACUGCGUUGUUGGGGGGUGAGGUGUUUGAGGGGGCAGCUUAA
This is a messenger RNA of Diplodia corticola, 6513 nucleotides long. RefSeq names its product nonribosomal peptide synthase. Gene Ontology annotation, cellular component: cytoplasm. NCBI's taxonomy places the organism in Eukaryota, Fungi, Ascomycota, Dothideomycetes, Botryosphaeriales, Botryosphaeriaceae. The record is from RefSeq and is a predicted model, not a curated record. The transcript has 2 exons. The coding region runs from base 1 to 6513 and encodes 2170 amino acids. Gene Ontology annotation, biological process: amino acid activation for nonribosomal peptide biosynthetic process; secondary metabolite biosynthetic process. Gene Ontology annotation, molecular function: phosphopantetheine binding; catalytic activity.